AUGUCUGAAAUCGAACAUAUUGACCCUUUCGCAGGCAUCACGGUUAGUGAUUCUGAAGAAGAGAUCGAGCAAGUUUUUGAAGCACCGACUAGACCAGUAGUGGCGAUAAAUUAUCAGUAUAAUCCAGAAGUUAAAACUAACUUCUGUUGUCAAGUUGAUAGAGAUAUUCACGCUGAGGGCACCGUCAUUUUGAUUAAUGAUGCGCAGAAGACGACUGACAGUAGUGGAAGUUCAUAUAUUACAUACAUAGUAAAAGUAGGGGAAAAAGAGGUUAAUCGGCGGUAUUCAGAGUUCGAAUCCUUACGGAAGAGUUUAAUGAGGUUAUAUCCUACUUUGAUAGUUCCGCCAAUUCCGGAGAAACAUUCAAUUGCUGAUUACGCGACUUUGCAAAACAAGGCCAAAGAAGACGUCGCGAUGAUCGAAAAACGUAAAAGAAUGUUACAAAGUUUCUUAAAUCGCGUAUCCAGCCAUCCACAGCUUUCAGACGAACAUGUAUUUCAUAAAUUUUUGGAAACUGGAGUUUCCUGGAACGAGGUGUUACACUCUCCUCCGCUUUCCAAUCUGCCAAAAAACAUUCUUCAGGCAUCUCCCGCUAACCUUUCAUCUUCGUCACCUACUAGUAGCGCAGCUCAACAGGCUACUCUUCCUAAUCCAAGUGCAUCUCAACACUUGAAGAAUCCCGAUCCACAAUUUGUAGAAUCUGAAGCCUUUACUAACAAAUUUUCAUAUCAUAUAAGUCAAAACUUGGAAAAGACAAAUAAGAGAACUUGGAAACGCUUGAAUGAUCUAUCAACUGAUUACGCUGAACUAGGUGCAAUUUAUAAUGGGUUCAGUUUAAAUGAACAUGGCGAAUUAUCUAAUGCAAUUGAAAAAGUGGGUCAGGCUGUUGAUUCUUCUUAUAUGGCUACAGGAACAUUGAUUUCCUCACUUGAAGCUGGAUUUUCUGAACCUUUACAAGAGUAUUCGCAAUUUGCUCAGGUUAUCAAACAGGUUCUUAAAUAUAGACACCUAAAACAUUUGCAAAUGGAGCUUACUGCCGAUACAUUAGAAAAACAAAGAGGGAAUUUGGAAUCUUUGGAAAAAUCGGAACAAGAAGCGAAAAGGUUAGAAGAAGCUCUAGCUAAAGAGCAAGGUAUUCAAGAUAAUUCCAUUCAAGAUCCACCACCUAACCCUGAUGGAGAAAAUAACGAAAAUCUUAUUGGAGAAAAUGAUCAAUCUGAAGAACAAUCUCAGAAUGGGGAUUUAUCACCUCUUCCUGGAGGAAAUAAAUCUCAUCAAAAGAGACGCAGCGGGUCAAAGCUUUUUUCUGUACUUAGUCAUACAAUUCAUGGAAUUAUAGACGUUGAUCCCGAAGCUACUCGCAGAAAUAGCAUUGGAAAAACUAGAGAUUCUAUAAUUCAGCUUGAAGAAGCUCUUGUAACAACUACGGAAGAUUUAAAAAAUAUUUCGGUUUCUAUUCAGAGUGAUUUAGAUCGUUUUCAGCGUCAAAAGAUUCGUGAUUUAAAAAAUAUGCUUAUAAAUUUUGCCAAGAUCCAUGUAGAAUGGUGUCAAAAGAAUUUGGCCAGUUGGGAAGAAGCUAAAACCGAAGUUGAAAAAAUUCAGACGUAA
Molecule: messenger RNA, 1608 nt
Organism: Funneliformis mosseae
Lineage: Eukaryota; Fungi; Glomeromycota; Glomeromycetes; Glomerales; Glomeraceae
Source: the annotation of a GenBank genome assembly